CCUGCUGCGCUUUGUUUGGCAUUUUCUCUUAGCACAUCAGUGUAUAGGUAUACAUAUGUAGGUACUUAUUAGUCAUCGAUGUAGGAGGGGAGCGCAGCUUUAAACUUUUCAGGAUCAUGGAGAAAAUUGCGAUCGGAGGGGCAAUGAUUUCUUUCUGCACGCAUAUAAGUAGACGCCGAGUCAGUCGGCACUUGGCCAUCAUCAGGAUGAAUGAUUGAUAUCUCGUCUGCUGACUUAGUUGUCGCUGAUGUGUAUUUUCAUCUUUCUUCUCUUCAGCUUCUGUCUUUAGCUCGUGAAGCUGCUCCUAGCUCUCAUCGCGCUUAUAUAGCUUGCUCGUCUCUUUCCCACGCGUUUUGCUUUCCGGAGUGAUUGACUCCUUUAUUGCGCGCCGCCGGAUUGUUUCGGCGUAAGCACGUUUGUUCGUUUAUUUUCGGCUUUAUCGAUCGGUGCGGAAUGGAUUCGCGCAAGUUUGCCAGCUUGGAGACUCCUGGCUAUGUAGGUUUUGCAAAUCUACCCAAUCAAGUACAUCGAAAAUCUGUGAAGAAGGGCUUUGAAUUCACAUUGAUGGUUGUUGGAGAGUCUGGACUUGGAAAGUCAACCUUGGUGAAUAGUCUUUUUCUAACUGAUUUGUAUCCUGAACGAGUUAUUCCUAAUGCAACAGCAAUGGUAGAACUUUGUAAGAAAACAAAUCAGGUAGUAAAGCUAGAUGCUUCUACUGUAGAAAUUGAGGAGAGAGGUGUUAAACUUCGUUUGACUGUAGUUGACACACCAGGAUAUGGUGAUGCAAUUGACAAUACAGACAGCUUUAGAGCUAUAAUACAAUAUAUUGAUGACCAGUUUGAAAGAUUCUUAAGGGAUGAAAGUGGUUUGAACAGAAGAAACAUUGUGGAUAAUCGAAUUCAUUGCUGUUUUUACUUUAUUUCACCCUUUGGACAUGGCCUUAAACCAUUAGACAUUGAAUUUAUGAAGCAACUGCACAAUAAAGUUAAUAUUGUCCCUGUGAUUGCCAAAGCUGACGUUCUCACAAAGAAGGAGAUGUUGCGUUUGAAGAAACGAGUUUUAGAAGAAAUAGAAGAAAACGGAAUUAAAAUCUAUCCUCUACCAGAUUGUGACAGUGACGAGGACGAAGAUUACAAGGAACAAGUAAAGCAAUUGAAGGAAGCUGUUCCUUUUGCAGUUUGUGGCGCAACUACACUCUUAGAGGUAAAAGGAAGAAAGGUUCGUGGACGGCUUUACCCAUGGGGAGUUGUAGAAGUAGAGAAUCCUGAUCAUUGUGAUUUUAUAAAACUAAGGACUAUGUUGAUCACCCACAUGCAGGAUUUGCAAGAAGUCACUCAAGAAGUACAUUAUGAAAAUUAUAGAAGUGAACGAUUGGCCAAAGGAGCUCCCGUACCACCGCGACGUCAAACUAUAACCGAAAAUGAUAAAAAUAAUGCAGUAUCUGAGAAGGAUCGUAUCUUGCAAGAAAAAGAAGCGGAAUUGCGAAGAAUGCAGGAAAUGUUAGCUGUAAUGCAGGCUCAAAUGCAACAACAGCAACCGUAAAAUGUUUGUGUGUCAGGUGCCAAGAAAAAACAAUGCAAAAGAUCUGAAGAAAAAGAAUUUCUGUGGUUUAGACUAUCUUCUGAAAGUCUGAGAUUAACGCGGGCAAUCCAAGUUUUUUGCCUGCGUUUGAAGUCGAAUCUUAAGUGCAUCAACGAUUAAUCGAUUCAUCGUGAUAUACUUCAUACCUCAGUAUUUUCAUUUUAUUUGAACUCUUAUCCUUAGCAAGAAACAUGACAAGCAAUUCACUCUCAAUCGCGUGGUUUCUGCGUUUCACAAAAUACUUACUAUGAACAUAAACAGCGAAACCUAAGAAGUGCCUUGCAGUCAUUCUUGAUUACAAACAUUUUUUAGUCGCUUUUAUAUACUUUCACAUCUAUAAACUUAAAAAAAAAAUCAAAAAAGAGAAUUUGGCAGUAUUUCAAUCAAAGAAUAAAAAUUGCGUUUUUUAUAUUUUAAAGGAAGAAGCUAACAGGUUUUAUAGAGAUUAGACUCGAAUGGAAGGGAUAAAAAUCGAAUCCUUCCACCGACUUCCAAAUAUAAGUAUUUUAAGUUUUCUGCAAUUCAAACAAGAAAAAUAUAAGAAUAACUAUUUUACAAAUUUAAUGUUUAUAAACCUGUAAUGAAGGUAUGUCGCUGCAGUUGUGCGUAUAUAUAAAUAUAUAUUUUCAUAAUGAACGUGCUUGGCAGACGACGCAAGCGUUGUGUUUGUUUACUAGCAAUAUUUUUUCAUACUUACUUUCUGGUAUGGAUGGAUCUAUUCGAUACACUAUAGAACGAUUAAACGUCAUUUUAAGUUUACAUAAUUUGAUCAGAAAUCAAUGUUAAUCUCGUAAUAAUCGUGUUUUGAAUUUACAAAUUAUUCAAUGCCAAGUAUUUAAUGCUGUACAACUCGUUUCGCUUAUUUAUUAAAUUUAAAGCAUAAACGUAUUAGAAUGGUAUUUAGCUUUGCACUAGAAUAUAAUGUAUACGUAACUUGUAUAUCAUUGAACCUAAAACUAAAUUUACCUAUUUCAAAAUGUAAAAAUAAUCCAUCCCUACUUCUAUUUUAUUGAAUUCAGACUUAAUAAUAUUCCAGCUGAAUGAUUCCAGACUUAAAUACAUGUAAGAUGUUUUGUAAAAUUUUACUUGUUAGAUAUUUAACAGAAUCUUUUUUAUUAAUAUUUUAUACACAUUUUUCUGACUGUCAACUGGCUAAUGAGUCUUAAAUUACAGUAUAAGCAAUCUCGCACACAAGUGUUGGUGAUUUUUUACAAUUAAUUUUUUACAUAUCGAGUUUUAAGAAGAAUGUAGAGCUACAGGCAGUUUUGCUGGACUGUGUGAAGCUCAAGAUCUAUGCAUAUAAUAGUCUAUUGCUGUAGAGAAGGCCGCAAAACCGGCCGCACCGACAAUGCCUGCCUUAACACCGGCUACAAGGCAAAGAAAAUUUUUUUAUAUGUAAAAAUCCGAAAAUAAUAAAAUUAUCAAUAUCGUAAAA
This is a messenger RNA of Nasonia vitripennis (jewel wasp), 3016 nucleotides long. RefSeq names its product septin-1 (gene Septin1). Gene Ontology annotation, biological process: cytoskeleton-dependent cytokinesis; regulation of exocytosis; cell division. Gene Ontology annotation, cellular component: septin ring; septin complex; synaptic vesicle. The record is from RefSeq and is a predicted model, not a curated record. Bases 454 to 1542 code for a protein of 362 amino acids. Gene Ontology annotation, molecular function: GTP binding; molecular adaptor activity; GTPase activity. The transcript is spliced from 7 exons. NCBI's taxonomy places the organism in Eukaryota, Metazoa, Arthropoda, Insecta, Hymenoptera, Pteromalidae.